AUGAGUACAAGAGGAGAGCAGAUGCUUUUGGCUAGAGGGAUAAAGUUGCAACGCAUACAAGGAAAUGAACAAGGACCAACUAAUUGGAUAAUUGACGACAGCAAUACACUUACCUCCAGUAAUGCACAUGGACAUAUUGCGAACACGAUAAACACUGAAAAUACAUCAUUUGUUUCAUCAGUAUCGUCUACCUGUUCGUCGACAUCUUUUACCUGUUCGUCGCCAAUUGAUGGCAGUGAUAUUGAUCACAAUUACACUCCUAGUAAUGAUGAGUCGGUGUCGGCAGAUGAUAACGAUAAAAUUCCGAUUAGACAGUCUGCUAGUAUGGAAUUAAUAAAUGUUAUGGAAGUAAGUCCUAAAAUUAAGUCAAGAAAUAGAGCUAGAAAUCUUGCACAUUGGAAAAGAAAUACCUGCAAAAGACUGAGAAACACUGAUAAGGAAUAUAUAACACUGUCAAAGGGUAAAUUAAUUUCUGCAAGAAAGGUUCUUCCUCCCUGUAGUACAAGAUGAUUUAUUGACUUCGACAAGAAAAUGAUAGAAGAAAAUAGAAAAGUUGUGUUAUUUGUUGAUAACUGGUCUGCCCAUAAACCUGACGUAAGGCCGGAUAAUGUAACAAUCCAUUUUUUACCCGCCAAUACAACUUCACUUAUUUAA
This is a messenger RNA of Diabrotica balteata, 654 nucleotides long. The record is from the annotation of a GenBank genome assembly. Lineage: Eukaryota; Metazoa; Arthropoda; Insecta; Coleoptera; Chrysomelidae.